Messenger RNA from Amphimedon queenslandica, 1831 nucleotides. Its product is annotated as tyrosine-protein kinase SRK3-like. Lineage: Eukaryota; Metazoa; Porifera; Demospongiae; Haplosclerida; Niphatidae. The transcript has 5 exons. The coding region runs from base 81 to 1772 and encodes 563 amino acids. The record is from RefSeq and is a predicted model, not a curated record. Gene Ontology annotation, biological process: protein phosphorylation. Gene Ontology annotation, molecular function: ATP binding; protein binding; protein kinase activity.
AGAAAGUGCUACAAGACAAUAAAAAAGAAAUUUGGAAACUACAGGAAAGUAUUUCAUCUAUUAGUGUACAGCUGCUUGAAAUGCAAAAUUCUUACAAUGAAGAAGUGAAAUCUACACAGACAGUGCUUUCAUCCAAUGGAUCUAUCUGUGAAGCUCAAGAUGAUUAUAAUAAAACAACUAUUUCAUUCAAAAAGGGUGAAUUACUUCAGUUAAGUGCAAAUGGACAUGAGGUACAAUCACUGGAGACUGGACAGAAGAGUGCUGUUCCAAUGAUAUACGUUGGAUACUCAAGAGUAGAAUUACUUUACUUGUUUCAGUUUGCAAUAACAAAGGGAGGAUUGUCACUCCUACCUGCUCUCCUUGAUGAUGAUAAAAAAGCAGAAUAUUUUGUAGAAACAAUUACUAAUGAUCCUACUCUACUACAAUCAUUGAGAGAAUUGAUCACAAAGGAUAAAUUAUUUAUGGCUAUUAAUAAUUUUGAAGGACUAAGCCCACAUGACCUAACUUUAAAGAAAGGAGAUUUGUUUAAAGUUUUUAAAUAUCAUGAAGAUGAUGAAUGGUGGUAUAUGCAUUCACUUCAUACAGACAGUAAAGGAUAUGUCCAAAUUAAUUGUAUAUUACCAAUUGAAGGAAAAUACUCACCAAUGUAUUACAAGUAUGUCUACUAUUAUGUAGUAAGUCGUAAUGAAGCAGAGAAGAGACUGAGUCAAACAGACACUCAAGCAGGUGCUUUCCUAAUUAGAGAUAGUGAAAGUAAUCCUGGACAGUACACCCUCUCACUUAAUGAUGGAGCUACUAUCAGGCAAUAUCGUAUAAGAAUUGAGUUUAAUAAGUAUUAUAUAUUUUCUCGUGUCAAGUUUAACUCACUCAAUGACCUGGUACAUCACUACAUGAUGAAAGCUGAUGGUCUGAUCCACUCACUAACAGUUCCUAUACCCAAACAAGCAAACAUACCCAUUGCAAUGAAUAAAGAGUGGGAAAUUAAUAAGCUGGAUAUCAAUUUUUCACAAUGCAUACAUGUUGGACACUUUGGAGAGACAUGGAAGGGUUAUUGUAAAGGUAAAGGGACAGUUAUAAUUAAGACAAAUAUAGCAACAGAUAUUACACAAGAAACAUUCGUCAAAGAGGCCAUUAUAUUGGAAAAACUUAAUCAUAAGAACAUCAUCAGUCUAUAUGGUGUUUGCACUGAAAGUUAUCCUUUUUAUAUUGUAACAGAGCCAAUCAAUGGAAACCUCAAAAAUUACCUAACUACAAAUAAUCCUACACCAGCAGAGUUGGUAGAUAUUGCUAUUCAAGUUACUGAUGGUAUGAUGUAUCUAGGAGAACAAGAUUACAUUCAUUGUGAUCUAAGAGCAGAAAAUAUACUAUUAGGAGAUCAUAACACUGUCAAGAUAGCAAACUUUCAUUUUGCCCAAUACCUCAAUGGCAAUAAAUACUGGAAUGUCAAGAAAGAAACUAGGCUAGCUAUAAAGUGGACAGCACCUGAAGGAUAUACUGCAGAACAGCUAAGUAUUAAAUCAGAUGUUUGGUCAUUUGGUAUAUUACUAUGGGAACUGGUUACCAAAGGGGAUCUACCAUACCGUGGUAUGACUGAUAAAGAAGUAAAGGAGGCAGUACAAAGGGGUUAUCGUAUGCCCAUACCGUGGACUAGUCCUGUACCGUUUUAUCGACUUAUUAUAAACUGUUGGAACUAUAAAGAGGAUGAAAGGCCAAACUUUUGGAACAUUUUUGAUGUACUAAUAGAUGCAUCCCCAAAGUCAAUCCUAUUUUAGCAACAUGAAAACAAUCAUCCUUGUGUUUGUAAAUUUAACACAACAUGAAUGGAUAAAAA